Molecule: messenger RNA, 1973 nt
Organism: Echinops telfairi (small Madagascar hedgehog)
Lineage: Eukaryota; Metazoa; Chordata; Mammalia; Afrosoricida; Tenrecidae
Gene: FAXC
Product: failed axon connections homolog, metaxin like GST domain containing
Exons: 6
Coding region: 1-1230 (409 amino acids)
Cellular component (GO): cytoplasm
Source: RefSeq, a predicted model, not a curated record
AUGCACUGGGGGGUUGGCUUUGCCUCGUCCCGGCCGUGCGUGGUGGACCUGAGCCGGAACCAGAGCGUCUCCUUCUUCGGCUGGUGGGCCGGGUCCGAGGACCCCUUCUCCUUUUAUGGGGACAUCAUCGCUUUCCCUUUGCAGGAUUACGGUGGGAUCAUGGCAGGGCUGGGCUCCGAUCCCUGGUGGAAGAAAACCCUUUACUUGACCGGGGGAGCUUUGCUGGCCGCAGCUGCGUAUCUGCUCCACGAACUCCUGGUCAUUAGGAAACAGCAAGAGAUCGACUCCAAAGAUGCUAUUAUUUUGCAUCAGUUUGCAAGACCUAACAAUGGUGUCCCCAGUUUAUCUCCUUUCUGUCUGAAAAUGGAAACCUAUUUAAGGAUGGCUGACUUACCCUAUCAGAACUAUUUUGGUGGAAAACUGUCUGCUCAAGGGAAAAUGCCUUGGAUCGAAUAUAACAAUGAAAAAGUUUCUGGUACAGAGUUCAUAAUUGACUUUUUGGAAGAGAAACUUGGAGUGAACUUAAACAAAAACCUCGGCCCUCAGGAAAGAGCCGUGUCCAGAGCCGUGACCAAAAUGGUGGAAGAGCAUUUCUACUGGACGUUAGCUUAUUGCCAGUGGGUGGACAAUCUCAAUGAGACCCGGAAGAUGCUAUCUCUUAGUGGUGGUGGUCCCUUCAGUAACCUGCUGAAGUGGGUCGUGUGCCACAUAACCAGAGGAAUUGUGAAGCGCGAGAUGCACGGCCACGGCAUUGGCCGCUUCUCUGAGGAAGAGAUUUACAGGCUGAUGGAGAAGGACAUGCGGUCGUUAGCGGGGCUUUUGGGUGAUAAGAAGUACAUCAUGGGACCGAAGCUCUCUACUCUUGAUGCCACUGUCUUUGGGCACUUGGCCCAGGCAAUGUGGACCUUACCAGGGACGAGACCUGAGAGGCUGAUCAAAGGUGAGCUGAUCAACCUGGCCAUGUACUGCGAGCGGAUCCGGAGGAAAUUCUGGCCAGAGUGGCAUUACGAUGACGACAACACGGUCUACGAGUCGGGGGAGAGCAGCGAGGCCUCCAAGAGCCACACGCCCCUGCUGGACUUCAGCUUUCACUCGCGGACAGAGACCUUCGAAGAUGAGGGAGCAGAGAACAGUUUUUCCCGCACCCCAGACACGGAUUUCACUGGACACUCGCUCUUUGAUUCUGACGUGGACAUGGAUGACUACACGGACCACGAACAGUGCAAGUGACCCUCUGCUGGUGGAGCCCCCGGUCCCUGGGUUGGUGCCGUUUCCCCAGGACGAGACCACUGCGCUCGGCACAGUGCUCACAUGCUAGCUGGACUGUCGCCGCCGCCUUUCUUUUCUUUCUUUGUUUUGGAAGAAUAAAUACAGAACCAUUCAGAUGGCUUCAUUUACAGUGAACCACCAGAAGCAAGCAAACAAAGAGUCAGCAUGGUUCCUGAAAAUCAUUGUUUGUUCUCAUGACGAGUCCAGAUGGACGCGGUAGAGCAGACGGGAGAGCCUGGCUGCCGAAAGGGGGUGUGAGUGCUGAUCCUCUUCCGUUGAGGCUCAGUGGCCAGCGGGCUCCUUUAACAUCCUUCAUCCACCAGGAUCCAAAGUCAUGGAGGCACCAUCAGAAAAAAGUGUAGGAGACACGUGUCUGUGGUGGCUGCUUGUACUUUAUGUGUGUACAUUGUAUGUUGAGACGGAAGUCAAAUGACACUCACAAGACAUUUAGUGAGCACCAACUAUGUGCACAGCACUGUGCGAGGUGCUCCUCAGUACAAGUUUUAUUCUAAGCUCUGCCAGUGACUAGCUGUGUGAUUUGGGGCAAGUCCCUUAACUCUUGUGUGCCUCAUUUCCCCCCACCUGUCAAGUGGGGAUGAUACUAACUCUCCACCUACCUACCUCACAGGGAUGUUGUGAGGAUUCAUGUGGGAACAUUCGUAAGGCUCUUGGAGGAGAGUUUUGACAUAAAAAUUUUUAUUCUU